Dinoponera quadriceps is the source of this 15437-nucleotide messenger RNA. RefSeq lists its product as uncharacterized. The transcript has 50 exons. The record is from RefSeq and is a predicted model, not a curated record. The coding region runs from base 226 to 15306 and encodes 5026 amino acids. Gene Ontology annotation, biological process: synaptic vesicle endocytosis. Lineage: Eukaryota; Metazoa; Arthropoda; Insecta; Hymenoptera; Formicidae.
GUCCUUCACAGUACAUCGGUCAAGUAUGGAGUGGUUGUGCGUGUCACUGUCCACUGAUGACAGUUCUCGACAUCUCUCAAGAACUGUUACAAUGAUAAACAGAAAAGCAUGAGUGGCACAGCGGAAUUUCGACGUACUUCACAUCCAAGUGUCCGAUAUAGUAUAUAAACAUUAUGAGUAACAAUUCUUAAUUUGGCAAUCUCACGGGAAGAAAACGGCAUCAUCAUGGAAGAAAACGAACUAAACAACAUUACAGUCUCAUCUUUCCUUAGUAUUGAACCAGCCUUUUGGAAUUAUUCUGAUCAUGUCAUCUUGGAUGAUCUUAAAAUGGACAGCAACUUUGUAUGGUUGCUAUGUUCAUUAGUAUCUGCCAUAUCUUGGAUUAUUUAUAUUGCUUAUUAUAAUAGUAGAGUGACUGGUUACAUAUUGACAAAAUUGUUAAAUCGAUUUGUUAUUAGAGACGGAUAUGUUAAAGUUGGAUCUUUCACACUGAAUGCUCUAAGUGGAAAGAUAAUGUUUAGAGAUAUAGUUUAUAUUACAACAGAUUAUAGCUUCAGAAUUCAGGAUGGUUGGCUUAUAUUUAGAUGGUGGAGAAGCUACGUCCCUAAAGAUGUAUCAGAAGAUCUUUCACAUUCCGACACUCGACUAUCGGUUAUGCUAAACGGCUUCGAAUUACACGUCUAUAAUCGCUGUCAGCUCUAUGCACAAUUGGAAAAGAUGUUUGGCCUUACACCGCAAAUGUUUUCCGACGAGGCGAGUAACAAUGUGAACAUCGACGACCGAGACGGCGAGACUGUAAGCAACGCGGCGAACGAAAUUCGCCAUUCGCAGAUCAAUGCGAUCGAUGUGUCGCGUCAUGUGGACAACAUCAGGAAGAAAGAGGCUCACGUGAUCGCGCGUACCUGGAGAGACCUGAUACCGGUUAUCAAGUUAGACAUCUGCACAGGAAGACUGGUAUUCGGUAAUCGUUUGGUACCGACUACGUUGUCGAUUACCGUGGAGGAGGCGCAUUUUGUAUAUUCUACGAAACCGGCAGCGUCCAGGCACGAUCACUUCAUGCACUUCACCAAGUGCAAGGCGGAGAAUUUCAAAGUUAUCUUGGCGCCCAGCCCGAAGUACACCGGUAUGGUCGACGAUCCGCCUAGGUAUAUGGGAGAGGGCUUCGUUAUCUUAAGUUCCAACAAUAUGGAGGUGUACUAUUACAUGGACGAGCCUGGUGUCGUGCCGGAACAUCCGGAGAUGAUACAGCUGGUGAACGGCGACAUGGUGGAGGCGAUGCCACCCAUAUGGGGCAUCGACAUCAAGUGCGGGAAAGGCACAGAUUUCAGUUAUGGCCCUUGGGCCGACAGACAGCGCGAGCAUCUGUUCAAGUUCUUCUUCCCCAACGACUACCAGCCGCUGAAGGUCACGAAAUCGCCCAUUCCGGGCGACAAGAGACAAGUACAGUCGUUCGACAUCAGACUGUCGACACUGAACGAGGCGACGAUCGACAUACUGUUCAGUAAGAACCGGGAGACGAAUGCCGUUCACGUGAACGUAGGGCCAGGGUCGUAUUUGGAGAUCACGAUGCCAUGGAUAGUGCUACAGGACGGAUACACCACGAAGAUCACGGGUCAAUUGUUGCACCUGGAGGCCACAACCAGUCUGCAGUAUCGGAGUUUGGUGGAGAGCGAGACCUUGGAGUUCGGUGUGAAGUGUCACUAUCCCAUCAGAUGGAACGACCAUCAGGAGUGGACGCUGAACUUGACCGGGUGCAAAGCGACCGCCAACUUGGUUUAUUCGCACAAAGACUUCUUCCAAGACAUGAUCAACGACUGGGCGAGCAAAGCGAGGCCCGACAUUCUACACUUCGUCCCGUACACGUGGAAGUUCAGUCUGCUCCUGAAGGAGUUCGAACUGAUCACCGUCAGCAACGAGUACAAUUGGAUCGACUGCUCGUCGCAGAACCAAGAGAACGCGCACAUCGCUUUCUGCGGCGAAUUCUUCGACCUGUCGUUCGAUCUUCCAUUCGUCGAUUUUCUGCCGGUCACGAUACCUCUGCGCUUUUGGAUCCAAGGGGAGAGCGUCGACCUUUCCUUCUACCUGCCGGAGGUUAACACCAACCGUAUUAUUUUAUUAGCGCUAGACAAGAACGCAAAGAUCAUGACACGCGAUGGAUCUCACAAGCACCUGCAUGAACUGAACAGGGGCAGGAAAUGGCGGAACUUUUGCCAGAAGGAGGCGGGCUGGGUGGACUGUUGGUCCGUGCCGAUCGUGGCUCUGAGUAUCAAUUACACUUACCACCCGUGUCCACCUCUGGGCCCCACGCCGCAGGCCAACAUCACGACACCGGAGAAGGAGGAGAUUCUCUUGUCGCCCAUGCGAAUCCCAAAGUGCAGGAAGUCGCCGGGCCUGCAAUGGGCGAGGAACGGCACGCAGAAAUUCGACCCGCAGUCCAUAGCGUCCGACAAGGUCAGCCUGGAGCUCGAAAUCGGCCCGUCUAUAUUAAUCUUGUACGGGUCUCUGCUGAAGAACUUCAUGCACCUGAAGGAGAACUUGUUCGGCGACUACCAAGCCUUCACCGACAUGCAGCAAAGCAGAGCCAGCUCGGCGGCCGCGAACGCGGAUAGGAACAAGGAUAAGGACGUGCAGAACAGCAGCAUCGAGGCGUCCAUGGAAGACGAGGAGAUCAAAUCCAAGCCGUUCGACCCGAGGGAGUACAGGCCGCUGGAGGUGACGGUGGGCGUCACCAUGCACGACAUUCAGGCUCACCUGAUCAAGAACUGCAACGAGAACGACCCACCGUGUCCGGUUAUACUUCUGGAGCGUUUCGGAUUCGAGAUGAGGAAAAGUUACAAGGAGACCGAGCUUCAGCUCUUGCUGUCGCCCGCCAUCGCAUUGGUCACGGAUAACGUAGCGAGAUCCGGCAAGGAGCAUCAUUUGAAUCAGGGUCACCUGAUGCUGAGCGCGCUGCAAGUCCGGGGCCACGCUAUGUUCAGCAACGAAGGACGAAGCCUGGACCAGGAGACGUUGGAGUACGCGUGGUUGAUCGAGGUGCAGCUGGGUAAGCUGAGCGGCAAGAUCACCUCCCCUCAGCUACACCACUUCGUCACGUCGUUGGAGACUUUCUUAUUAAUGGCGAAGAACACCGAGAACGGCUUGCGGCCGCCCAAUUUGCCCUUUCAUUGCCAUCAUGGUCUUCCUCCGUUGCAGUGCCCGGAGAGCGACGUCGACAAGCAUUACAGGUGUCCGAGUUCCGAGGACAUCAAGUAUAGAAUGACAAGACUGUCCAUAGACUCUGUGGAUUUGUAUUUCCAAGAAGUAGGCACUGCCGUGCAAUUUUGGAUAUCUCCGAUCCGUGUUUCCACCUGUAAUCUCCACGGACAUCAGGUGAAGUCGGGCGUCACCGCCGUUCUACCUACAAUAUUGAUUCGGCAAUUUGUGUCCGCAGCUGAUUACUUCGCGAAUACGAGCAAUACUAAUACAACCGGCAGCGGGAGAUCUCAUAACAAUGCAAGCAGUCGAAUGUCAGGUGAUGGAUCGGAUAUAUGGCUCGAAGUGGGGUCGGUAUCUUUGGGCCCGGUAAUCUUAGAAGCCGCGAUCUCUCUUCCAACUCCAGAGCACAAUUUACACUUAGUACAAAACAAAUAUUUAAAGAUGCACGACGCGACAACGAAGCGUUUGUGGUUCUUAUGGCCGCAAGAAAGCGGCGUCAAGUCGACGAAGUGCGGCUGCAUCGGUGGUUGUGUGUUCUUUGGCAAUAAUCGAAAUGGACCAAGAUUUUUCAAGCCGAGCUACCAUGAUCUCCAAGAUGGUAUCAAUAUUGCUGCCUAUAGAAUUCACGAACCUGGCAAAGAGAAAGGAUUUGGACAGUCGAUUUUGCACGACGGUCAAUUAGUAUUCCACACACCCCCGUACAGUUUACAGGACGUGUCUUUGCAGGACGUAUGUUAUCCUGCCACAGGAUUGAAAGUGACAGUCAGUCAAGAUGGCUCGCAAACUGCGAAGAAGAGUGCUGAACGGCCACGAUCUGUGACCGAUCACAGCAAGGAAGAAAACAGUAGUACAAAAUUGAACGUUGCUUCCGCAAGUCCGUUAAUAUCGAGUGUGGAUAGGAAACCGUUGGACAGGAGAUUUUCUUACACAUCGAUGCGUGGACCAAAUGUGAAAGACGUACCAUAUUCUCGUCUGAUCGACGCCAGUCCCGUGGCUCAGUUGCCUCAGAAAUUAGAUUCCGAUUCGAAACUGAACGCGGAACGCAGCAAAUCCAUCCUGAGCGUGCCGGAGAUCGAGACCGCGCCGAAGAGUAGCGUAUCCGACUCCAAGUUGGCCGUGGAUUAUUUCAACGCAACGGAGAACGUGGAAACGCUCGAAUCGAGCAGCCCGCAGUCUUUGCCCAUAGUACCAACCGAGUUCAAUCUCUCCGGAUCCAUCCAAUUAACCACGAGGGACGGCGAGGGUGUGAACGUGUCGGACUCUCAUCACUCGUUAUACAUAAGAACAAGCUCGGAGGAGAGACUGAAGCAGGAGGUGCAACGUACGAUAUCCAUGUCGUCUGAAAAUCACUCGGAAGCGUUCUAUUCCGCCGACGAAGAUAUGAGCCACGGCUUGAGCGGGAGCCGAACGUCCAGCUUACGUCAGUCUAUCGUCGGCUCCGGUUGUGUGUUGAAUCGCAACGACAGCAUAAAGAAGAAAUUUUCGUCGGACCUGUCGAUCGUCGAGAGCUCGGCGAACGUGAACCUCUCGGUCGCGGAUAAGGCGCACACGCUGGAAAGAGCGAAGACGCAGAUUUUGAGCACAAAGAGGAGCCCGAGGAUCAACAGGAAUACCAGCUUCCAGAAUGAGGUCGAUCAGAUCGAGAACGGCGGCUUGCAGGACUCCUCGGACAGUCAUUCGGUGUCGUCCACUAGCUUCAUCUCCGCCGUGUCGUCGCAGGAAGACGUCACGCUGGUCAACUUGCACAUGCAAGUGAACAAACCGAUCGUGGACUCGCCGUUACUGAUGUCCAGCUACGUCAGUCACCUGACACAGGUACGUUGCUCGAACUGGCAUCAGUCGUCGUUGCCCGCGGGCGGUGACGCCUUCACCACUCCGGUGUUCCAACGCGCGGACGACGGCAGAUUGGUCUACGUCGGCGGGCGAUACGUGCCGAAGCUCGACACGGUUACGGAAGGCUUCACGUCCCUGAAAAUGAUAACGCGCUCCGACGGCUCUCCCGUGGCGAGUUCGUCCAACAAGACACCCACGCACCCCUACCUGUGGGACGAUGCGUCCUUGAAUCAGACGGAAGGCGAGAACGAGCAGGCAAUGCACGGCGAGGAGGAGCUGCUGGCGAUACUGAACGAGACCGGCUCGCGCACCACGGUGAUCGUGAAGUUCAAGGGGGACGUCGACAUCAUGCUGAGUCCCAUGGUCCUCGAGUCGCUUCAGCGCUUCAUCGAUAGCAUCAUACCGACGUUGGGCACUCUGCAUCCGUUGACGAUUCUCAACCAUCUUCACAACGAGUGCAUAGGCAAAGUGGAGGACGCGAACAUCCUGAAGCAGGACCAGAGCUUGUCGUAUUGGAGCCAGGUGCAAACCAGCUCGAAGCGCUCCACGGCGGAGAGGAAUAUCAAAAAUGGUCAAGGCAAGAUCGCGUUGCAGACCAACGUCUACGAGGAGAGCAUCACCACGCAGGUGCAGGGCAGUAUUAUCUUGCCGAAGCUGAACCUAACACUGUUGCAAGCGUCCGUCGUCGAAGAAAUCAUCUCGUUCUCCGCGUUGGAAAACAUUCGCGAUCUGACGUGCGUGUCGAUGUUCGCGAUUUGCCUGGACGACGUCACCGCUCGUUUCUACCUGGGAAAGCAAGCUCGAGAGGUCGUUCAGACCUUCCACAAGCCGGCUGCGUUGCCGAACCAGAAGAAGGUGAACAAGAUCAGCAAGGCGUUUCUGCCUGGACAUCAAACCACCGCGGUGGUGGCCGACAUGGGUGGCGGCGAGACGGUGUACAUCGAGACGUCGGAAAAGCAACAGGAGGAGAUCAUAGUUACUCUAAACAUCGGCAAGGCGCAUUCUCAACUGAGGAGACUGAGGAACGAGUCCUCGAUACUGAAGGACGCGGUGAUAACCGCCAUACCGGCGCACUAUUCCAAGGUCUUGUUCACCUGCACCAGAAUGACGUCGCCGUUGAAGUGCGUCGAUUAUUACCUGCACCAUCUGAUCGACGAGAAGGAGAAGCAAAACAAGCAGACUGGACCGCCGCAAGCCACCGAGGAAUUCACCAUGGGAUGCGGGGAAGAUAGACUGGGAUUCAUCAUGUUCGAGUGCGGCCUGGAGGGGAUUAAAUUGAAGGUGGUGAAGAGAUCUCAGUUUGAGAAGGGGGAGAACGGCGACAGUGACAAGAAGAAUGAUAACGAGAUAUUUUGCACGGACAGUGUCAAGAGCCAAGAGGAACUGGACAACACUGCUGCGUCUGCGGCGACCACCGCAGAGACGGAAGCGAAGCCGGCGAACCCAUCUACGGGCACUCAGAUGAACAUGAGCGCGACAUGCACCAGUCUCACGUCCAAGGUGGCAAACGGCAACACCGUGUCCUGCGUGAUCGAGCUGAAGACGGUGUGGUUCAACUUCGCCGCUCCGCCGCGCACCCCGAUUACACGGAAGAUCGAUUACACGAGAUUGGACUGGAACUUGCUCAGCACGGCCUCGCCGGCGAUAAACGCUUGGAUGAAUCCCAGCAAUAAAUUCGCUAUCCGAAUCGUCCACAUGUUCAGGACUAUGUAUCGAAGAUCUACCGCCAUCGUCGCCUGUCUCAUGGCGGAGGCGUUGGACGUGCAAGGGCUUCACAUGCCUCAGAAGAGUCGUUACGGAAGAUUGACGCCAUUGGCGAAAACGCUGCAGGAGGAUCCCUCUUGUCAGUUGUGCAGCAUAUUACAAAAUUACGUUUUGUUGUCUGAAAUCGCGAAUAUCGAAGCCAACCUGAAGGAAUCCGAUCUGCCGCUUCUCUCCACGCUCCGGCAGGGCGUUAUCGUAUUAAGUAGACAAUGGAAGAAUGUGCUUUACACGCCGUUAUUAUUGGAGCAUAAUUACAAAACCAAGCACGUUAAGCCGUUGAACGUUACUUUCGCCGUGUCAGAUCCUGAUGAGGAGAAUCUGUUGACGGAUGGGGAAGGUAGCGCAGGAGAUGUUGAUGAUCAAGAGGUGACAGAUGAAUGUGCUAUGCUCAUCCAUGCGGACCAUAUGCACAAACAUAUACAUAUCAAAGGACAAGACAAGACACCAGGUAUGUGUGGUGAUGGUUUGACGGUUCCUGUAAGUUCUCCUCGCGGGAAAGACACGACCCCCUUAGCAACACCGGUUCCAGGCCCGGAUUCAUUUACCUCUCCCUCUCCACCCGUAGCUCUUCCAAAGAGAGGAAAAUCGUUGCAACCAACGCAAGUGCCUGCUAGUACACGUGCAAGUAUCGUUUUCCCAUUGCUCACCAGUGGUGGGCUGUUCAGUCAAACACGAGAGCCAAAUAACAUAAGUUACGGAACGCUCAGAGAAGAGAAGACCCCGCAGAUUCAUGUUUCGCAUUCGCAUCAGCUCGGUUCCAAUCCUAGUAUUUAUUCCGGAGGUAUAGGUCACGGCAGCCAGCACAGCACGGGGAGCUUAGAUCAAGUGACGUCUCCCACGAGCCAUUCCACGAAGCCCAUUAAUACGGGGGAAGAUCUGUACAGCUGGAUGGCUAAACAGCAGGAGUUCAUCAAAGACAAUGACAAAGGAAACUUGAAAGGGAAUUGGGUCUUUCGCACAGAGCAAAAGUCUAUGAAGGACUCGAAGAUCAAUACCAUGACUACCGACGACACCGAGGACUCCGACAUUCAAAGCGGCGCCUUCCUCUAUCCUAUGAAAGACUCUCUGCGAUUGUUGGACGCGCAUCUGAUCUUCGAGCCGCUCCUGUCAUCCUUGUCAGUGAUGCCGCAGCAGAUGUUAUCCGUCAUUGGAUCGGGAAACGUAAACAAUAUGUCUUCCUUGGACUCGUUAGGCUCGAAUUUGUCUCUCGUCGGCAGUAUGGACACCAUGCGCAUCGACAUAGUCGUGAGCGAAUUUGGAAAAGUAACGGAUAAGAAGAAAAACAACAAGUAUCAAGCGAGAAAGGGAAACAACUCGAAGUUCUACCUCGACAUACCGCCGGAGACCCCGGCCUUCUUGUGCGAAAGAAUCGGCAUAGAUAUAGAUGUUAAGAAGAUGGCCGACAUGACGGUGGACGACAUGAUACAGAAACAGAACGUCUUGUAUAUAUCCAGAGGCCAAUUGAAGAAGCACACCAGCACGGUAGUGAACAUCAGUCUGAAUAUCCGCUACAUCAGCCAACAAGUGAACAUGCCUCUCCUCAGAUUGCUACAUCAGAUAAGCAACAUGUAUCAGAAUGUGAAGGAAACGCAAAUGGAGCUGAAGGAACAACAGCCGGAGGGGAAACGCAACACCAACAUAAUCGUAAGCGAUACCGCUGCGAAGAACGGCUCGUCGUCAACGUCCGACCUGCAAGAGCAGUUCCUCGUUGGCGGCAAGAAAGUAGACGCACCGUUGCUCCGCAGCAGUUUCGAGCCGAACCAGUCGAAGAUACCAGGCGCGACCGUGCGGUCUCGGCCGCAGAGUUUCGCGCAGAAACUGCGCAGCACCGGCAAGAGCGUGAAGGGCUACAUCAACUUGAGCGAGGGCGUCAUCACCCCGAGCUUCGGGGCGAGCCCCAGCGGAUCCGGACUGGACAAGUUCACCGUGCUGUCGGACAAGUGCAAAGACAGCGCGCACUUGACGCCGCGUUGCUGGAAGACCAUAUACUACCUGCUGGAUCUCUACGCGACUCGCCCGGAAACGAAAACCAUCACUCACCGGUUCUCGAUACCCGCGGAUGCGGCGGAGCACUACAAGAGUGGCAGGAAGUACGAGAUUUUGAACGAGACCAAGGAGACCGACGUCGAGAAAGGCUUGCAUGAGAACAGUUCGACGCCUAUCCCUCCGUCCAGAGAGUUAAACAUUGUGACGGGCGAGAGAACGCGGCUGAUCAUCUUCGGCGUCGCGCGGAUCCACAGGACCAGGUUAUUGGCUACUCUGAGCGGUUUGAAGCUCGAAGCGGAGAUCACCAGUCUGCACGCCAGCCUGACUUGUCGGAAGAAGUCGCGACCCGCGAGUCUAGAGUGCAGUAUGACCGGGCAAAUCGGGAGGACCAUGAUCGUCCUGCUGGAGGGUGUCGCGCCCAGCCAGCAGACGGUUGUGAAGGUCACCGUCGGCAAGUCCCAGGCUCUGUAUUCCAGCAUCACGAGACGCCAGAAGGACAAGAACAGCGGCCUGUUGACCGUCGGCGCCGUGAACAUCGAUAUACCUCAGCAUCCUGUGGCCUUGCACGGAAUGAUGACCAGAGGCAGCAAGCAGCUGUCGUCGACCUUGCAGGAGCUCCGAGUCACCAGGACAUCGUCGAGAAUGUCGCGAGGACAACAGCAGGACGAGGUGGAUACAGCUGCUCCGGGCAGCCCGCAUCAUUACGCGCCGGCCCCCUCGGUAGACGUGGAAAAGCCGCAGGCGGUGUCCGGCCUCUUGGAACCUAUCGUCAUGCAGUUUCACAUUAUACUUCAGAGUCUGAGCAUCACCGCGGCGUUGUUACCGUCCCUCCAGGCGCAGUACAAGAUGGAUCAGGUGAACAGUUCCGGCAUAACCGGUAGCAAGGCUAAGUUCACCAUCGACCUGCCGCAUCACAAUCUGAGUUUCACGACGAAGCUGCAAGUGACGGAGGCGAAUCUGCCGUCCGAAGCCAGCAUUGAGCUGCCGAAAGUGCACGUCUCGGCCGAGUACAUUCAAGACGGCAGCAGCAGCUUGAACGACAGCAAGCUGGCAGAUGGGGUCGUAUUGCGGCAGGGUAGCUACCUCAGUGCGACUGCUGAUAUCGGAGUGUUCGAGCAUUCCUUGACGACGGAUCUCUUAAACCAUUUGGUGUUCGUGCAGAAAGUGUUCAUGAAGGAGGUGAACGAAGUGGUGCAGAAGGUUUACGGGGGCGAGAAGCCGGUGCCCCUGUGGCUCGAGGACGACGAGUCGAACAGCUCGACGUUGAAGCGAAUCUUGUUCUCGUUAAUUAUACGUAUCAAGAGGAUUCAGCUGACCGCAACGACUCCGACGAACUCAGCGGUGCGGCUGGAAACCGGCGCGGUGGAGUUCCAAUUGUCCAACCGAGUGCAAAACGUCUCGGGCGCCACUCAACCGAAUCCCUACAUGAAGUUGUUCGGCAAGGCGCAAGUGGACAUCAACCUGAGCCUGGGCCAGUUGCUGAAGAACGUUCUGUUCGAAGAGGUCGAGCCCGAGUUCCAGCAGUUCGCCUUUUUCAACACCAGAAUAGGACUGCGAAAUGCGUUUCAAGAGGAGAUGGUCCAGGGCGAAGACAAGGAGGUGGUUCUGAUCACCCUGAAACGGCCGUUAAUCUACAUACAACCGAUGGCGAUCGACAAAGCCAUACUCGUGUGGCUGAAUUACAAGAACGCGUACGAAUACUGGAACGAAAAGCGGUCGAACUUGAACAAGGAGGUGCUGACCGCCACUCAGCAGGUAUUCGAGAAGGUCCCGUUCGGGCAGCUGACGAGUCAGCUCAGCGCACCGCACCUGGGAACAUUGUUCCUGCAAUUGACCGUCGACGAUAUGGGCAUAUGUUUGCCGCUGAAUCCCUUACCGCCGAACAAUUGGAGGAUGAACCGAGGCCUCUACGACGGGGAAUCGCGAGGCGCAGUCGUGGUGACGCUCGAAAACACAAGCAUAUCCGCCUGCAGCAGCGGUAGUUUAGUCAGCAAAGGAAGAUUUGUCGGAUUGUGCUUGAGGUUUGCGGAGGACUUCGAAACUUCUCUGGACGACUGGAAGCCGGAUAUGACUGACAGCAAUAUAAUGAAUUUGUGCGUAGUGUCGGAGGGCACUUACGAAGUUUGCAGCAGGACCAUCGCGCAGAAACAAGACAAGUCCGACAAUGCAAAGUGGAUCUUAAACGUUCAAUGGCAAAUGGAGGGAGUUGACAUCCACCUCGAUGUCAGUGUGGGACAACAGUUGUCGGCUCUUGGGCACACAUUAACAAUGUUGACCGGAUCUGAGGAGGAAGACGACAUUCACAUACCUCCAGAUUACGACAGUGACGACGCCGAUCAGCCAGAUAAUAGCACUAGCCAGGUUAAGAGAAAAGAAAGCAUAUUGAUGAAAAAAUCGAAGAAUUGGACCGACAGUCUGCCGGCGUUUAUCUUCGAUCCCACCCUCGACGCGAAGAAGAGAUCGAAACUGAUAGAGAAGGAAAUGAACGAACAGGCUAAAAUUAUAAACGACCUGCGAAUAUUGGGCGCCUCGCACGGAACGAUCGAGCAAGAAAUGAAACGUCUGCAUGAGCUGGAAGCGAUGGUGUUCAAGGACUUCAGGAGGGAUAUGAUUCAGAAGCUGAGAAGGCAGUCGGUCAAAGCUUCCGGUAUCAAGGGUAAAUUGGGCCUCGGCAGUAAAACGAGCGCUUACCGCUCGAGAUCGUUCAUCGUACCCUCGCCUACACCGGAGCACCAGUUGGAAAGCCCGGAAGACGUGAAUACGGAGAUUAAUUCGGCGAAUUCGGCCAGCUACGAAAGCAGUCCUAGAAGCGGCCCCAGUCGGUCGGCUUCCCUGCGUGUGAGAGGGCUCGGUGGGCCAAGGGUCACCUUCAGCGACACGCACACGAUGUGCAGGCAAUCGUCUCUACCGAGCGCCGGUUCUGACUUGAGUUUACCAGAAGGAGAGUUAGAGUGGCCCGAAACUAUCGAGAUAGAAGGGGAACGAGUCGAAUUGAGGAAGAAGAAUAGGGACAUCAGUUGUACGUCUAGUUACGACAGUAUGGAGGGAAAUGCACCGUUACUCGAUUCGUUCGGCAAGGAGCAAGCGUCGUCGACAUCGUCGCCGUACAUCACGUCUCAGAAGGCUCAAGAGCCCAACAUAGAUUUCGAGCUUGACGUCAAAGUUUUGAUCAACAGCGGCAAGUGCGUGCUGCACACGAAAGAUCCAGGGAGGGAAGACGAGAUUAAACUCUUGAGCCGAAUGAAGAAAGAGAGAUCAUGUUCGGGCGGUACAUUCGAGUUUCAACCGGGUAGUCCCAGCAGCAGCAGGAAACACUUAAAUAGCAAGGAGAAAUCCUCGGCAACUAGCACGUCCCGAUUGAGAUACCUGCAGCAUACAAGUGUGCCUUUAGUAGAUUUAACGAUAUUUCAUAUUCCCGGUUUAGACGUCAAGGUUCAUUACGAAUCGAAAACUCUGCCGGAGGAAUCGCUGUCUCCGCGCGUGUCCGCCGAGAACAGCCUGUUGAAUCCGAUCACCAUGACGGUGCUCAGGAAAUCCAGCACCAAGAAGGCCAGCCUGUUCGCCUGGAUGACUCUGCAAAGUAUUCCAGAGGAGACUAUCAUAAGCCCUCACAUCCUCGAGUUCUUGGAGCAGACAUUAGAACCGAUCCCGAGCAAGAACAAUUUCCAGAGCAGCGCGCAGACGAACGCCGGCUUUCUCUUGGAAAACACGGACACCUCGUGGGCCGCCACCGCCGCCAGCAGCAACUACGUAUACGCCAGUUUCCCGGUCGACGUCAUAGUGUACUUCCACAUGCAGCCGUCUACGUUCAGAUUCUCGUGCUUGCCAGUUUCGCGAGUGGAAUGCAUGCUGCAACUGCCGUCCCUCGACAUCGUGUUCUCGUCUAAACGGGCGGAGGAGGAGCUAAUCGAGUUCAGGGAGUUCAAGUCGCAAAUGAACGCGCAAACAACGGGCAAGGAAGCUGGCUCAGCCAUUGGUGGGUUAUCCGUCACCGGUUGCUUGGCGGACUUUUCCGUUUACAUCUUUCACCCGUACGGCGGCGGUAAGAAGACCGGCCUGAAGGAAGCGCAAUGGUCGCCUCUGUCGGACAGCGAGAGAAAGGACUCGUUGAGCAUCAACGUGGAGUUCGUCAAGUUUCAUCUGUCGAGGAGCAGGAAACUGAACUUCCAAAGCGAGCAGCUCAAGAAGCUCUCGGAUACCAGCCGUGCCGUCAUACGAUUUUCAACGAUCAUCGAUAUCGGAUCCGCCUCCUUCAAGUACGACAUGCGCCGACUGACGGAGAUCCUGGCCUUCCCGAAGGCCUGGUACCGGCGCAGCAUAGUGCGACGCUUAUUCCUCGGAGACCUGAGUUCAGGCGCUUUAUAUUCCGAAGGAGACGGCAGCCCGCCGUUGAGCCAGGAAGAGCAUCAGGCGGUCAUGGGCAGUUCACUAUUAAAACAUUACGACAGGCACGUGUGCGACCCAUUGUCCAAGAGCGCGCCCGAACGGAGCCCCGUGUUGAACAGGGACAAGUUGAAAUUGAGCUUGGAAAAUGACGCGCCGAGACCCGCGCGUUUGAAAGAUAUCGGAAGAGGGUGGAGCUUCACCACGGACAAGCAAAUCUCGUCUGAGAUCAAGCUGAGGGAGUCUGCGUGGGAGACGCUGGUGCUGUUCGCGGUGAAUUUUACCCGCCUGAACGUGCACAUGAACAUGGGUAACGUGAUGGGUAACGUCAGCUGGAUGACGAAGGACUUCAGAUCGGACGGAAGACUGUCCAUCGGUAGCACGGGACACAAAAAUCUCUACAUAGGCAUCGGUCUAGGGGGAUCGAGCCUGGACGCGAAAGGUGGUAUCGUUGGUGGGACAAUUGAGCUGAGCAGAAUCGAUACUUACAUACAUAUCCGAGAAGAACCCGGAACAGAGCCAGAUCAUACUGUGGGCUUGAAGUUAUUCGCAUUGGAAUUGCGAUUGGACUACAUGGGCACGAGCGUCUUGAUGUCUCGGGUGUCCUCGUUAGACGUUACUCUGAGGGACGAGUGGAAGAUCAAUCGCAGCAGCGGCGGAGAUGCCUUUAUGCCGACUAGGAGGCCCGCGAUCAUUUUUAUGCACGGAGAUCUGGGUUGGGAUCAGCUGCAGAUCAUGAUCAGCAAAUCGACAACGGCCGAUCUAUUGAAAAUGUUUUACAAGCUCGACGAGUUCUUCAGCCAGCAAUUCAAGAGCAGCAAACGCGUGUUCAGCUCACUGCAGCCGAAGCAUCAGAGGAUGAACAGCAGCAGUUUCAAGAAAAGGCAACAGAAGAAGAGGUCCGCCGCUGACGGCCCGUGGAGUUUAAACCAGACUGCGAUAUCAGACGCUAGACAUCAUAGACACUGGCAGAGAGUGUUGGCUCAGGUAGCCGGUCUUCAAUUAGGAAGCUUAAGGUUUUCCCUACCGUCAACCGGUACCGUCCUUGGUGGUACAAUGGAGCUCCACGGCUCCAACAUUAGCUUAGCCUGUUUUCACGGGAUUAAUUUUAAGAGCAAGAGCUGGGCCCUGUUCUCGCUGAAGGAACCCUGCAUCAGUUUCGCCACAGAGGCUCAGGAGAUCCCAAGUGUUGAAACGCCUAACACGUGUGACGUUCACGUCGUGCAAACCUUAACCAUCAGCCUGGGCCAUCAGCAAGAACAGCACGCGCGGCAUCAUUCCAUGGCAACCGUCUGUAGAUUAAGUCGAAGUGUUCUAUUUCCGCCUCAGUUCAAGUCUCUGCAAGAGUGGUUCCAUUAUGCGUUCGCCAGUAGUGAGAUCGACGCGGUAGACCGAUUUCCGUGCGUCGAGAGAGACCGAGUAGACAAUACAGCCGACGCUGGUAGCACAACACGCGGCAGAAGCACGUCCGCAUCGUCCAGCAAACUGCAGGAACAUUCGCACACGCGGGAGGUGAUAUUCGCUUUGCCGUCGAUGCAGUUACAUCUGAAAACGGAGCACCUGCAAACUGCCCGAACACCGGAUGUCAUAGGUGAGAAACCAUUAGUCGAGUGCAGCUUCAUAACGGAAUUCGAGGAUCACAUUUUCGUCACCGUGGACGCUGAAGCCUUCUUCUUCUUGCACGAUCUCAUCACGUCGUAUGUGAAAGAAAAGGAAAGAGUGCAUACGAUGCAGAGCAUGGGCGCCCGAGCGCACAGUCCCGACCCGCCGGAGAGGAAGAGCGCGAGCACCGCCAACGCGUCCAACGUGACUUCCGUCACUUCCGAAGACGAGAAGAAGCGCAAACAGUUCGACCCGGCCGAGAUGUUCAUCAAAGACUGGCGAUCGUACAGAUGCAAGACCUGGCACUUGGAGCCGACAGUGAGGCUGCUCUCGUGGGCCGGGAAAAGUAUAGAACCUUACGGCAUAGAUUACAUCCUGCAAAAACUGGGAUUCUCUCACGCGCGCACGACUAUACCAAAAUGGAUACAACGAGGAUUCAUGGAUCCUUUAGACAAAUUACUCGCCGUUCUUAUGUUAAGGAUGGUAUUAGCUGUUCGCGAGGAAUCAUCGGAGGAACUGAGGGAAUACAAACGGGAGAAAUAAUACCAGAUUCUUUUUCACAGAAGCAUCGAAUGUAUAUGAUAAUGAUCUCGUGGUAUACGUAUCCGUUUCGAGUAUUUUAUGCGAAUAAAGUAUUACAAUGGUGCAAUAACUGAUUAAAAAAAAAAAAAGAG